AUGAAAUUACAUUCAGAAACCUUAUUUUAAUAUUUUUAAAUUGAUCAUUGUGAUUUAGCAAGCAGAAUAAAAUCAAUAAAAUGUUAAUUAUUAACAACAGGUAUAUGGGGUUAAUCUAAACAUGGAAAGAAUGUUGAUCUUAAUAAAUUGAUUUAAGGUAUUUGUUCUUUUGAUUCAUCCUUAUCUUUUAUUUAUAAAUUGACAAAAUGCAUUUACAAUAAUUCAAUAAAUCAAGAUACUAAUUUAGCUAUACUUAAAGACUGUAUAUAAUUACCAUAUUAAUUAAUAAAUACUACUUAUGAUCCUUUUAUAUAGACUUUACCAAAAGAGGAUGAAUUUGUUGAUGCUGAGAGAUUUUAAUAAGUGGAAAAUGAUAUUAAUGAUAUUUUAGAUCUUUAAGAAUAAGAUUUGACUAAAAUAAAUGAAAGAUUAAGUGAAGAUGAUUAACCAAAAGAAUUAGGUAACAUUAAUGAAAAAAUUAAAUAAAAUUAUAUUAAUAAGAUGAAGAAAGUAAAUUAAUUGAUUGAUUAACUGAAAGGAAAGAAAUAAGUAUUAGAAUAGAUAUAAUAAUAAAAUGAAGUAAAUGAUGAUCCUAGAUAUACAUUGAUAUUCCCAACAGAAUAUAUCAAUAUUCUUUAAGACUAUAAUUAGUUAUAAAAUAAUGUAAUAUAGAGUAAUCCAAUCCCUGAUCUUAAAUAAAUUAAGGAUUAGACUAAAACUUUAAUUGAUUAAGAAUUCUAUUUUAUAUAAUGA
Messenger RNA from Paramecium pentaurelia, 753 nucleotides. NCBI's taxonomy places the organism in Eukaryota, Ciliophora, Oligohymenophorea, Peniculida, Parameciidae. The record is from the annotation of a GenBank genome assembly.